Messenger RNA from Sphenostylis stenocarpa, 216 nucleotides. The record is from the annotation of a GenBank genome assembly. Lineage: Eukaryota; Viridiplantae; Streptophyta; Magnoliopsida; Fabales; Fabaceae.
AUGGAUUUGGUGGGAAUUGCGACUGAGGUUCUCGAUGGAGAUCUUUGGAACUGCCGGGUUGAGGGUGAAUGGCUUGUUGGGAACGAAGAUGGUGAAUGGUUCGGUUGGGCGUGGUGGCCAGUGUUUUUGUCGGGGCUGUGGAAGAUGAAGGAGAAUAGAGUUGGGUAUAUGGGUGAAAAUGUGGGUAUCAUGUGGGGUGCGGGUCUUAAGCGUUAG